Penicillium chermesinum is the source of this 1242-nucleotide messenger RNA. RefSeq lists its product as uncharacterized. Bases 1 to 1242 code for a protein of 413 amino acids. The record is from RefSeq and is a predicted model, not a curated record. Lineage: Eukaryota; Fungi; Ascomycota; Eurotiomycetes; Eurotiales; Aspergillaceae. The transcript has a single exon.
AUGAGACCUUUCCUGGCGGACCUACCCGAGGGCCACGGGAGCGUCUAUAAGGAGGUCCGCUUCUCGCCAACUGCGACGCCGCUGCGCCGCGCACAGUCACUCUCCGCUGCUGGUCCAGCGAAGUCAAGAUAUAACCGGCCAUCUAUACUCGAGCGCGCAAGGACUAUGGAUUCAUCCCAUCUCGAUUUGUCGCAAGAUUUGUUGAAGAAACAGCAGAAGUAUUUCCAGGCGGAAAGGGAGCUUUUUGACGAAGAGAGACGACUAUGGGAGAAGGAGCGAUCUCUCCUGAGAUCUCGCAUUGACGAAUUAGAAGCCGUGAUAAACGAUCGGCGCGGAAGGCCUAAUGGAUUAACUUCAAGGCCGUCAUUCGGAUCACCCCCAUUCAAAGCAAACGAUACCAGGUUCCAGGUGGCCCAAGUGUGGGAGGGAACAAGCCCAGGGUCUAUGCCAACAAGGGUCUUCAGAGACGGAGACGUUCCUGAAAGCGCCCACUCGUCGCCAAUCGUCGAAGUCGGGAUUCUCAAGGGUCCGUCCCUUGACGCCGCCCUUUCACCACAAGCAUCGGCCAUAGACGGCUCAGGCACGACUGUUAGCGUCCCAGUCCCGAUCGAAAAGCUUGACAGCAAACUAGACGGGAUCACCCUGAAGUCUACUGCGUUGCCAGCUGGGGUCGUUGCCCGGGUUAUCACCCCACCAUCCCCGUCGUCCCAGGACCCGUCCCCCUCGGGUGCCCCUUCAACCGCUGCAAGGCCGGCGGAAAUAGAACGCCGAAACAGUCUCAGACUGAAGCUGUCAGAGCUUGGCCCGCCCAAUGAGAACCUCGUGAGGAAUGCCGGGCAUACUCCAAUGGCGAUCAUCGAGGCCGAUGGGAGCCUGAGGACUACCCAGGAGGCCACCCCUCUCCCCGAACCCCAGGAAAUCGAUCUCGAGGAGGAAGCCCCUCUGGCUCCCGCCGCAACGCACCUGCAGCCGUCGGAGAAUGCGCAGUCCUAUUUUCCCGAUGUCCCUGACGAUCCUGCCCUGACUGGGCCCCUUGGUCUCACCAACGACGAGGAACUGGAUAACAGUUUCCUCAAUGUUCUGGAUCAAAAACUCUUGGACCAGGCUAGGCGCAUCCUUUCUACGGACGAGUCGGCUGACCCCAACGAAGAAGAUUCAGAGUUGCCUAGCCAGGGAGAACAGGAGCCGGAAAUCAAGUUCAAGAAUUCCACUAAUUUUGGCACUGCCUUUGGGACUGCCUAG